CGCCAUGGCGUCGGCAGACGUUAAAAAAGUGUUGGAGCUGAAACUUCAGCUGAAAGAAAGCACCGAAGGACACACGCUUGUGAAGACCUUGAAGAAGCUUCAAGAACUGGAUAUAACCCUUGAAAUUCUUUCUGAGACUGGGAUUGGUAAGGUGGUAAACUCCUUUCGCAAACAUGAUGAUGCAGGGGAAGUGGCCAAAACGUUAGUGCAUCGAUGGAAAAAAUUGGUUCCGAAUCCAUGUAUUUCACAGAAUCACCUAUCCACUCCAAAGGAACCAUCUAACACUGAAAAUCAACAAACAGGCCAAGAUGAAAAGACUCAGGCUUUACAGAAUGCUGUCCGUUCCGAAAGGAAGCCUAAGAAUGAAAACUCAGUUUCUGAACGCACACUUUCAAAGCAUGAUGAUGGUAAAAGUAAAGUGAAGCCAACCACAAAUAAAUUGAAAGACCACGUAGAUGACAAAAAAGAUGUCACAAAGAAGGACUCUGAUGUGGGCUUAAUGUCAAAGAUUUCAGUCACAGAUGAAAAAUCAUUCCAGCCAAAAGAGAAAUCAACCACCAGUUUGCAAGCAGAGCGAAUGAAUGAAGGCAAGCAUAACGUUUCUGAUUUAUCAAAUAAAGCUAGGCCUAAAAUGUCCACAAAAGGUAAAAAUAGUUCUUUGAAGGAAGAAAGCAAUUUGAGUGAUGUAAAAAAGGGUAAAAAAGAUGAAAAAAGGAAAGAAAAAGCAUCAAAGAUGGAGAAGGACGUUGAGAGUGAUGGCUUUGAAACACCGUCCAUGUCUUUUGAGGAUUAUUUAAGUUAUGAUCUUGGAACUCUAAAACGGAAGAAGAGGUUGUGUGAGAGUAACCUGAAGCGCAUUAAGAUUGACCAAAAACGGGAUGUUGAAACGUGCAACUUCCACACAAAGUUAGGAAAAUCCAUUAGAGAAGCCCCAACUACAGUGGCCUCAAGGAAAUGCGUGAUGGACUUGCUUAAUGUGCCAUUACCCACAAUUUCUCCAGAAUGUGAGGAUUCUUCUCAAUAUCAGUACUUUACAGAAAAGAAAGUUGAAGAAAAAGUUGCAGAGGUUUGUGAAGAAGCCCCAGUGUUCACUGGUCAGCGGCUAAAUAAGAAGAUGCAGGUAUACUCUGGGACUAAGGUUGUGUACCUUCCCACCAUGAUGACCUUGUACCAGCAAUGCAUCCGAACACUACAAAACAACAUUGACUCACUUUAUGAAAUUGGAGGUGUGCCAUUUGAAAUUUUGGAGCCUGUGCUGGAGCGGUGUACACCGGAUCAGCUGCUGCGGAUUGAAGAAUGCAAUCCUGUGUACAUAGGUGUGACGGAUCAUUUGUGGGAGAGGCACUGCAUCAGGGAUUUUAGAAACGCCAUAUUGCAAGAAUAUGAGUCCUGGAGAGAAAUGUACCUCCGACUUUUUGAACAACGAGAACGCAAAUUCCAUGAGCUCACCAAGAGCAUAGUCUCUGCUCACUCUGGGAAGCCCAAAGGAAGACAGGUGAAAAUGGCGUUUAUUCAUUCAGCUGCCAAGCCACCUAGAAACGUGCGUAUCCAGCAGGAACUGCAUGGCACAGCAGGCCCUGGGCUCCCUCAUGCCGCAGAGAAAGUCAGUGGAAGAAUUACGGAGAAUAGAGGUAGAACUGGCUUAACUGAGUCUCCUAAGCCCUUUAACACUGGAUCAGGAGCCAGUCAGCCCCAAGACCCACGCAGGAUCAGACGAGUGGCACCAAUGAUGGCGAAGUCUCUGAAAGCCUUUAAGAAGCAGUUAGGACGCAGAUGAAAAAAGAAGGUGAUGGA
This is a messenger RNA of Clarias gariepinus (North African catfish), 1794 nucleotides long. It is a transcript of the gene eloal, whose product is annotated as elongin A, like. The coding region runs from base 5 to 1777 and encodes 590 amino acids. Gene Ontology annotation, biological process: transcription elongation by RNA polymerase II. Gene Ontology annotation, cellular component: nucleus; elongin complex. NCBI's taxonomy places the organism in Eukaryota, Metazoa, Chordata, Actinopteri, Siluriformes, Clariidae. The record is from RefSeq and is a predicted model, not a curated record. The transcript is spliced from 11 exons.